This is a messenger RNA of Osmia lignaria (orchard mason bee), 1128 nucleotides long. NCBI's taxonomy places the organism in Eukaryota, Metazoa, Arthropoda, Insecta, Hymenoptera, Megachilidae. The record is from RefSeq and is a predicted model, not a curated record.
UAAGGUGAGGUUGAGUAGGUGGCUGAAUGGUGGUGCCACCUGCAACACCUGCCAGAGCCAGGUGGGCAUAAAGAGUCAGGGCCUCAGUCUGAUAUUCAGUUCAAGAGACGCUGUAGAAGGUGUGGAUCGGUCCCGACGCGGUCACUUGAAAAUCGUUACCAUUUAAAUUGUGCUCGUACGGUGAGGAAAAGAGUGUUGUGCUAGAAAUACGACUGAAAGUAUCUAGAAUCAUUUCCUGGUUGGUGGAUGUUGAAGGUCACUUGGUUCAAGUUUGAAUUGAGUAAUAAGGGGACCUUUGCGACGUGGGAGAGAAGCGGAACGGGUGGCAAACGAUGCCAAAGCAAUGCAGUUGACACAACGCGAAACGGUGUGGCUGGAAGAAAAGAGUACGCUGCAACACGGCUUCCAAGGAACCUGGACAUCGAGCGGUACUCGAGAGGAAUCCCGAAGCAUCGUAGAUACAAAAUCGUGCGACGCUCGGCACAAUAACUUCCGCAGGGAGAAGGUAACACGCGCGACGAGGAAACUGAACCUCGUGAAUUUCGCUGUCGCAUGCAAAUAAAGCGUUUCGAAGCGUGUCCGGUAGUCGAGCUGAAAACUUUCAAACACCUAUGCCAGCGCGCUUAAUUGAUAAUUAAGCAGCAGGGAGAGAGAGAGGGAGGAAAAUAAAAGGGAACGAGAAGAGGACGAUUUCCUCGUCGAAAGUAACCGGCUGAAGUUCACGGGGAAAACAAUCUUCCGCUCGAACAGAGAUAGUCGGGUGCAAAAAUUCAAUUGCGCCGCUGAAUCACGACUGUUUGAUAAAGAAUCGUCGACAAAGGGGAAAGAAAUCUCGUUGAACGGCAGCAGGAAAAUGGUUUUGUCCCGUUGUUUGCUUGACCAGGUCAGUUCCGGUUUAUAAUCUUCCGACUAUCAAAUCUGUGAUUCGUUCUCUUUACACCGUUGAUAAAAAGGUGAAAGGAAAUCGGGACGAACAAUAGCUCGUUGCGUUCGAUCGGUUCCUCGACUAAUACGGAUCGAAGAGCUCAAGUUUAAUAGAAAACUCGCAGGGAAAUCGGUUGCAACACUGGUUAGAUAAGAUCGACAAACGAGAGACUUCCAUUCUUAUCCUCGAGUGUCUAAUUGAAA